CCUCAGAACCUCUCUGGACCAAAGCCUUUGCCAGACCCCUUCUAGCCUCCAGCCCACCAUGAUCCCUCCGAGCAACAUGCUGUUCCUGCUUUUGUUCCCAGUGGCUGCAGCUCAGAUAAUCCCAGGUUCCUGUUCCGGAUGUGGGCCCCUCCCCUUGCCACUCCUGGCAGGUCUUGUGGCUGCCGACGCCAUGGUAUCUCUACUAAUCGUGGUGGUGGUGUUUAUGUGUGCCAGCCCACGUGACAGGCCCACCCAAGAAGAUGGUAAAGUCUACAUCAACAUGCCUGGCAGGGGCUGACCCCCCGUAACUGCGACCUAUGACUUCUGACCCUCUCAUUCUGGAUUGUGUGUGGUGG
This is a messenger RNA of Pteronotus mesoamericanus, 356 nucleotides long. It is a transcript of the gene HCST, whose product is annotated as hematopoietic cell signal transducer. Gene Ontology annotation, cellular component: membrane. The transcript is spliced from 4 exons. The record is from RefSeq and is a predicted model, not a curated record. Lineage: Eukaryota; Metazoa; Chordata; Mammalia; Chiroptera; Mormoopidae. The coding region runs from base 59 to 298 and encodes 79 amino acids. Gene Ontology annotation, biological process: positive regulation of phosphatidylinositol 3-kinase/protein kinase B signal transduction; regulation of immune response. Gene Ontology annotation, molecular function: phosphatidylinositol 3-kinase binding; signaling receptor binding.